This is a messenger RNA of Brugia malayi, 1047 nucleotides long. Its product is annotated as Zinc finger, C2H2 type family protein. Gene Ontology annotation, cellular component: nucleus. The coding region runs from base 1 to 1047 and encodes 348 amino acids. Gene Ontology annotation, molecular function: RNA polymerase II transcription regulatory region sequence-specific DNA binding; DNA-binding transcription factor activity, RNA polymerase II-specific. The record is from RefSeq and is a predicted model, not a curated record. Lineage: Eukaryota; Metazoa; Nematoda; Chromadorea; Rhabditida; Onchocercidae. The transcript is spliced from 3 exons. Gene Ontology annotation, biological process: regulation of transcription by RNA polymerase II.
AUGAUACAAAUCAUCUGGUUGAGCUUUCUGAUUUGUAUUGUUUUGGCUGAGAAUGAAACUAUCUCUCUACUAAAUCUCGACAUAGAUGACAUUACAUGGGAUGACUGUAGCAAUGGGUACUUCUCAACUAAUUUCAACAUCCUUGAUAGCACCAAUUUGGAGUCGAUUCUGGGUUCAAGCAUUGAUGCUCAUAAAAGCGAACCAAGAAAUACUGGUAGAGAAUUACCAGGAACAUCUGCUGGGAAUUUGGAGGAUAGCAUUUCAUCUGAUUUUUCGCACUUUGAUUUUACUGAUUUGUGGAAAAGUGAACAUAGAAGCAAUGAGGAUUCGAAAAUCGGAACCGUUCUAAUCACAACAGGAAAUUCUCAGUUGCAAGAAUUGCCGAGAACAGAUGGUGAGAAUAUGCAUAGUAGCAUUUCGGCAAACAUUGAGAAGCCCGACAUAAAACCUGAUCUUGUUCCUGCAAAAAACUCAAAGUUGUUUGUUCCUCAAAACGUUUCCAUUACAGACCGGAAAAAUUACGAGUGUCCCCAUAUCGGGUGUGCUAUGAUAAUGAAGAAUUACAAUCAAUACAUAGCUCACAGGAAAACGCAUCCCAAACCUUUUAUUUAUGAAUGCAAAGUGUUCGGUUGUGGGCGAACAUUCAAUUAUCCAUCAUCAUUGUCCCGUCAUCAGGAAAUGCACCGGCCCAAAGUUCAGUGCGGAGACUGUGGCAAAAUUUUCAGCUGUAAAAAUAAUUUGAAGUUUCACAAGAAGCGUUGUACGAAAGCUCCACAUGAGGAAAAUUACGAGUGUCCCCAUGUCGGAUGUACUAUGAAAACAAAAAAUUACAAGGAAUACAUAGCUCACAGGAAAACGCACCCCAAACCUUUUGUUUAUGAGUGCAAAGUGUCGGGUUGUGGGCGAACAUUCACUCAUCCAUCAUCAUUCUCCUUUCAUCAUGAAACACACAAGCUUAAUGUUCAUUGCGAAAAUUGUGGCAAAAUUUUCAUCUAUAGGAAUAAUCUAAGCGCUCAUAGGAAGCAUUGUACGAAAGCUCCACGUUAG